This is a messenger RNA of Condylostylus longicornis, 931 nucleotides long. It is a transcript of the gene nau, whose product is annotated as myogenic-determination protein. NCBI's taxonomy places the organism in Eukaryota, Metazoa, Arthropoda, Insecta, Diptera, Dolichopodidae. The record is from RefSeq and is a predicted model, not a curated record. Gene Ontology annotation, molecular function: protein dimerization activity; RNA polymerase II cis-regulatory region sequence-specific DNA binding; DNA-binding transcription factor activity, RNA polymerase II-specific. Gene Ontology annotation, biological process: positive regulation of myoblast differentiation; regulation of transcription by RNA polymerase II; muscle organ development. The coding region runs from base 1 to 810 and encodes 269 amino acids. The transcript is spliced from 5 exons.
AUGUCUUUUGAGAAAUGCUUUAAUAUGGAAAUGGAUUUACAAACAAGAAAAAUACAAAAUUUAAGAACAAAUCCAUUUUUUAAUGAAAAAUUUAAUAAUUCUAAUUAUGAAAAUGAAUCUAGUAAAUUUAAAGAAAAUAAAACUUCUUUACUUGUUUUAAAUUUUGAUGAUAAUAGCUUAAGUUCAGCUGAAGAGCAUGUAUUAGCACCAUUAGGAUGUAGUGCAACAUUAUCUAGUAGACCUUGUUUAACAUGGGCAUGUAAAGCAUGUAAAAAGAAAAGUGUAGCUGUUGAUCGAAGAAAGGCAGCUACUUUAAGGGAAAGACGAAGAUUAAGAAAGGUAAAUGAAGCGUUCGAAGUAUUAAAACGUCGUACUAGUUCAAAUCCAAAUCAAAGAUUACCAAAAGUAGAAAUUUUAAGGAAUGCUAUUGAAUAUAUUGAGAAUCUAGAGGAUUUACUGCAGGAAUCAUCACCGACCCGUUCGAUAACGGAUAAUAUGGAUAAUUUACAUUUACGACCAUCAGCACAUGAUUAUGUAUCUUCAUAUACGGGAUCAUUUUUAAGAGAAAAAAUUAGUCAACUUGGUAAGGAUGUAGAAAAAUAUUCACCAAUUUCAGAACAUAACUGUUAUACAUCAUCAUCAACAUCAAGAACUGAAUCAAGUUUGGAAUGCCUUAAUUUAAUAGUUCAAAAUAUUAAUAAUGAUAUUAAAAUUAAUAGUUUAAACAGUACACGGUCGUCGUCGAAUGUGACGAAAUCCAAUAAUAAUAAUAAUAAUUUACCAAUUAAAUGUGAAAUUAAAUAUAGUUAAUUAGAAUAUUAUAAAAUUAUUUUUUUUUUGUUUCUUUUUUUAAAUUGUGUAUUAUAAUUAUAGUUAAAUUAUUUGUACAGUAUAAGAAUGAAAUAUAAUAUUGAUAAAUAAUCUGUGGCAA